Aegilops tauschii subsp. strangulata is the source of this 1867-nucleotide messenger RNA. RefSeq lists its product as uncharacterized. Gene Ontology annotation, molecular function: microtubule binding. Gene Ontology annotation, biological process: microtubule cytoskeleton organization. Lineage: Eukaryota; Viridiplantae; Streptophyta; Magnoliopsida; Poales; Poaceae. The record is from RefSeq and is a predicted model, not a curated record.
CACGGAGGUAGACGCUGCACACUGCACGCACAGUGUUGACGCGUCUCCAUCUCAAACUGAGCUGGUGGGAGGUCUCCCCUCUGCCGUCACAUCCCAGAUUCACCCCUUCUCCUCGUUGCUUUCAGCCGGCUUGCCCUCCUCCCUCCCCAGUCUCCCCUCGUCGCCAGCCCCGCCGCCGCAGCCGCAGCCGCCGGUACCCCACCACCCCGAGAGAAGGAGGUCGUCUCCUCCGUCACCCCUCCGUCCUCUCCUCCGCUGGGCUCGCGGGGAGCGAAGAUCCGCCCGGACGCGGCUCCUCUUGCUGAUUUCGGGGGUUGUUCUCUUGCCGCGGCGAGUUUAUAGGAUGAUGAGCUAAGAAGGUAUAGCUCGUGCAAGCCGCCGCGCCUUUGUUGUUUCUGAUAAACCGACGAGCAGGCGAGAGUCUUGCUUGAGGUGGUAGUGAGAGAUGGAUGCAGUGUCCGAGGUUGCCGAUGCCAUGGGUGCAUUGGGCGUUGACAAUGGGGCGAGCCAGAAAUUUCUGCCCAAAGACGGUCCAGACAGCGAGGAGUUGGCCGAUGUGGCGCUUUCGGGCGAGAGUGAGGUGAUCAAUCCAUCUGAAGAGGUGGGUGGUGAAGCCACCUCGCCAUCGGAGGACAUAAAGUCGCAACCGGAGGACAUAAAGGCCCGUGUUCCCAAGGGAAGCCAAAGCCGUUCCCCUAAGGUUACCAAAUCACAGCGCCAGAGCCCACGGAGCGGCGAUAAGAGUCAAGCUAAGAAAAACACUCCGAGUUCUCCGUCCACUAAGGCGCCCAUUGCACGAGUGUCUGAUCCAGAUUUAGUUGAUAGCUCUUCAAGCAAUGGUGAUGCUGAUGUUAAGAAAAAGGCGGAGAAGAGCAAUUCCCGACCAGUUGCUAAGGAGAGCUUGUCGCUCGAGGAUUCAAAGGAGAAGAGGAAAACUCAGAAAGCAUCUAACCAACGUGUUGUCAAAAACGAUGAAGAAUCUAAUUGUGAAAGAGUAAAGCCUCAGAAGGUCGGCAGCACCCCUUCAUAUGGAUUUGCCUUCAAAUGCAACGAGAGAGCUGAAAAAAGAAGGGAGUUCUACUCGAAGCUCGAGGAGAAGAUCCAUGCACAGGAAUUGGAGAAAAACAACAUGCAGGCAAAAUCAAAGGAAAUGGAAGAAGCUGAACUCAGACAGCUACGGAAAAGUUUGAAUUUCAAGGCAGCACCGAUGCCCAGCUUUUAUAAGGAACCACCAGCUCCCAAAGUUGAGUUGAAGAAGGUCCCUACCACCAGACCUCGAUCACCAAAGCUUGGUCGCUCAAAGAACACAACCUCAGCAGGCACAGCAGUAAGUACCAAUCCUUCGAGCCGCCCAGUUCGUCUGAGCCUCGACCAAAGGGCCUCCCAAAACAGCCCCAAGGCAGCACCUGCUCCGAAGAAGUCCCAACGGAAAUCUCUCCCCAAAUUGCCGUCAGAGCAGACAGGUUCUGUUGACAUUGCAACUUCUAUAUCUUCUGCAGAACAGCUAGAAAUUAGCAAGUCAACUGCAGAUCCCAUCCGGACGCCAAUCCGUGCUCAAGUCACUCCAGACGACCAUGUGCUCAAUGCAUAGAAAACGGUCGAGUCCAGUCUUUCGGAAAGCUGAGAGUCAUGCCUCAGCGUCCCAUGUCUGCAUUUUUGUUAUUUGGGUAGUAAACUUGUGGCUGGUAUCAUGUGCUUGAAUUAGUGUAAUCACCUGGAGUUUGAAGCAUGGCAAGCAGCCAACGUACUGUUUAUCUUCUCAGUUUGUGUUGUUUUUCAAACAGUACAAGGGAGUGGUGUUAUUUGUAGUUAGUAACAUUUGCAUAUGACUACCUUGUAUUUCCAGGUCGCAAGACUUUUCCCCGCA